GACUGCAUUGAGAUUGUGAGGAUCUGCUUUGUGACACACUCUUUUUCUGUAGCUUUGGAUUUGUAUUACGCACCAGCACCAUGUGUAAAGGGCUUGCAGACCUCCCCGCAACAUGCUUAAAAAGCGCCAAAGACAUAAAGCAUAAGAUUGGCUUUCUGCUUCAAAAGCCAGAUCCACCUCAAGAGCAGAAGGCUUUGAAGGAGAAAGAGAAGGAGAAGGCGAAGGUCACAGUGGUGAACAGAAUCCCUCCUGCUGAAACUGAGAAAUGGAAAACUUCAUUUAACAACCUGAUCAAAAAUGAUGAUGGUCGGAGGGCUUUCGCUUCCUUUUUACGGUCUGAGUACAGUCAAGAGAACAUUGAAUUUUGGGUGGCCUGUGAGGAUUUCAAGCAGACAUCAGUGGACAAGAUGAAUCUGAAAGCUAAAAUGAUAUUUGAGCGAUACGUUGAUGCCGAUUCCCCCAGUGAGGUGAAUUUGGAUUCGGCCACCAGAGAGCAGGCUAGGAAGAAUCUGGAAAGGUGUGACGCAUCGUGUUUUGAGGAGGCUCAGAGUAAGAUCUUCACCCUCAUGGAAAAGGACUCGUACAGGCGCUUCCUGAAAUCCAAACUGUUCAUGGAACUGUCUCAACCACUGACGCACAACAAACCCUGCAGUUUAGAGAAGAAAGGAAAGCAACACAUUUCUGACCACAGUCAGUGCCUGCCUAGUUAUGCCUAAUCUGACCCUAGAUGAACAAAGUGUAUAACGAACUUUGCCAUAAUGUGAUUUCCAUUCACUUUGGCUUUGUAACGCUUGUUCAUGUUUAUGAAUAAAAAAGGUUGUAAGCCAGAGCUAAUAGACAUCAUUAGAUGGUUCAGCCAUUGUGAUCGUAACACAUUUGCCUUUUAGUCAAGACCCUUGGGGCAGAACUUGUUACGCAAAAGCUAUUUCCCACUUUUAGCUUUGCAGCGAUGUUGUGACUUCUUGAGAGUACACGGUAAUCUCACGGUAAACGGAUUUUAUGCAGGCAGUGCUUUUAC
Messenger RNA from Rhinichthys klamathensis goyatoka, 1018 nucleotides. It is a transcript of the gene rgs4, whose product is annotated as regulator of G protein signaling 4. The record is from RefSeq and is a predicted model, not a curated record. Lineage: Eukaryota; Metazoa; Chordata; Actinopteri; Cypriniformes; Leuciscidae. The transcript is spliced from 5 exons. The coding region runs from base 81 to 716 and encodes 211 amino acids.